Molecule: messenger RNA, 2843 nt
Organism: Sesamum indicum (sesame)
Lineage: Eukaryota; Viridiplantae; Streptophyta; Magnoliopsida; Lamiales; Pedaliaceae
Source: RefSeq, a predicted model, not a curated record
GAAUAUGAUAUUUGUGGGAAAAGUGGAGACCUGAUCUUGCUCAAUCGCACCCCAUUUAUCAUGCAAAAUGCGAAUUUCAACCCCCUUGGAGAAACAUCGCGAUGCCACCACCAGCUCCGCCGCCGGCGUUGACCAAAUCGCAUAAACCCUACUUCUUUUAUGGUCACCGUAAACCUUCCCAGAACCGGCCCACCGUUCGCGGUGGCCUCUUCUCCAACCGCCGCACUUGGAACCCUAAGAAGUUCAGCCACCCCACGGCCGCAGCAGGGGAAGCUUUUGACCUCCAAAAAUGGGACCCAGAAAAAUUCUUCUCAUUGGCGAGAAAUCUGUCUCCCAUCGCGAGGUACAUAGUCGACGCUUUCAGAAAGCAUAAGCAGUGGAGCCCGCAGCUCGUGGCCGAACUUAAUCGGCUGCGCCGCGUGACGCCCAAGCUGGUGGCGGAGGUUCUGAAGUUUCCUGAUGUUGAUCCUAGGCUCUCCACCAAGUUUUUUCAUUGGGCUGGCAAGCAGAAGGGUUACAGGCAUGAUUUUGCCUGUUACAAUGCAUUUGCCUAUUUUUUGAACCGGGCGAAUCAUUUUCGGGCUGCUGAUCAGGUGCCUGAGUUGAUGCAUGUGCAAGGAAAGUUGCCUAGUGAGAAACAGUUUGAGAUCUUGAUUAGGAUGCACUCUGAUGCGAACCGGGGUCUGAGAGUAUAUUAUGUGUACGAGAAAAUGAAGAAAUUUGGUGUGAAGCCUAGAGUCUUUCUGUAUAACAGAAUUAUGGAUGCAUUAGUUAAGACUGAUCAUUUAGAUUUGGCAAUGUCAGUCUAUGAUGACUUCAAGGUGGAUGGGUUGACUGAAGAGAACGUCACUUACAUGAUUUUGAUUAAGGGUUUAUGUAGGGCAGGACAGAUGGAUGAAGUGCUUGGCCUUCUGGAUCGAAUGAGGAAGAAUCUGUGCAAGCCAGAUGUGUUUGCGUACACGGCAAUGGUAAAGGUGUUGGUCUCACAGGGAAAUUUGGAUGGUUGUUUGAUGGUGUGGAAAGAAAUGCAAAAGGAUGGUGUUGAGCCAGAUGUCAUGGCUUAUUCAACUUUGAUCAUCGCACUUUGUAAGGGUAAUUGUGUUGACAAGGGUUACGAACUGUUUAAGGAGAUGAAAGAGAGAAAAUAUUUGAUAGACAGGGAUAUUUAUGGAUCCUUGAUUGAAGCAUAUGUGUUGGAUGGCAGGGUUGGUUCGGCUUGUGAUUUGCUCAAAGACUUGAUGGACUCAGGAUAUAGGGCUGAUUUGGCAAUAUAUAACUCCCUUAUCCGAGGCUUGUGUAAUGCAAAAUUGGUUGACAGGGCUUAUAAACUUUUCCAAGUAACAAUUCGAGAAGACCUCCAGCCAGAAUUUCAUACUGUUAAUCCAAUCUUGUUGUCUUAUGCAGAACUGAAAAGAAUGAAAGAAUUUUGUAAAUUGCUUGAGCAAUUGCAAAAAUUGGGGGUAUCGGUCAUUGAUUACCUACUCAAAUUCUUUUCUGGCAUGGUAGAGAAGGAUGAUGGAGUAGUGGCUGCUUUGGAAGUGUUUGAAUACUUGAAAAUCCACAACUAUCUCUGUGUUCCAAUUUACAAUAUAGUUAUGGAGGCCCUUAUCAAGAAUAGCAAGGAAAAGAAGGCUUUGGCACUCUUCCAUGAACUCAGUGAUUUGGGCUUGGUGCCCGACUCAUCAACUUACUGUAAUGCAAUUUUAUGUUAUGUUGAAGUUGAAGAUGUACAGGAGGCAUGCACUAUGUACAACAAAAUUAAAGAAAUGGCCUCAGUUCCUUCAGUUGCUGCUUAUUCUUCUCUUGUUAAAGGCCUUUGUAAGAUAGGAGAGAUAGAACCUGCAAUGAUGCUUAUUCGUGACUGCUUGGCCCACGUGACAAAUGGUCCCAUGGAAUUCAAGUAUAGCCUCACAAUUAUCCAUGUUUGCAAGUUAAAUGAUGCCCAGAAGAUAGUUGAAGUAGUAAAUGAAAUGGUGGAACAAGGUUGUCGUCCGAACAGUGUUACAUACUAUGCUAUUAUUUAUGGCAUGUGCAAACAUGGGACCAUUGAAGAGGCAAGGAAAGUCUUCUCAACAAUGAGAGUAUGUAAAUUUCUUAGUGAAGCAGAUGAAAUUGCCUAUGAUGAGAUGCUUGUAGACCAUAUGAAAAAGACGACUGCGGAUUUGGUUUUGUCUGGAAUAAAGUUCUUUGGUCUAGAGUCAAAAUUAAAGGCAAAGGGCUGUAAUCUCUUACCCAGCUGAACACUGAAUUAUCAGCUCAACUAUCCUGUUAAAGAUAAAGAUGAGUUGAGCUAUGACUCGACCAACCAACGGAGUCGGUCCAAUUAUAAGCAUAAAUCGAACAUGAAGAGCUGUCAAUUGUGAUAUCUGGUUUGCAAGAAUUUCUCUCGGUUCCUUUGUUCCAGACUAUUUCAGAGCCUUGGACCCUGGUGUCCCAUAUGCUUGGGCUAGAUCCAGCCAAAUCAACCCUUCUGUUGUAAUUGAGGAGUUGCACAGAUUUGAACCAAAACAAACUCAAUGUUUGAAAACAAGUUGCUCGAUGCCCUUCAUAGUUGUGGACAGACUCAACACUCCUAUGCUUUCGCUAGGCGAAGAAGGUGAUGAUUGCAACCUGUUGUAGCACACAGGUACUAAAGCAAGAAGGAAAGCAGGCUUAUGCAAAGAGCAAGGUGAUCAUCUGCCCAUUUUGGCCCAUCGAUGUUUUGUUCUAGGUUCUUUGUACAAAUUUUCUUUAAUGUUCACUGUUAGAAGAAUGAACAAAUGGUUUCGUUCUAGAACUGCGUACUUGAGGUAUCUCCUACUAUAAUAAGCUUAUGUUCAUAAUCAACACAAUUUAGUAUCAAA